Molecule: messenger RNA, 1002 nt
Organism: Metarhizium album ARSEF 1941
Lineage: Eukaryota; Fungi; Ascomycota; Sordariomycetes; Hypocreales; Clavicipitaceae
Exons: 2
Coding region: 1-1002 (333 amino acids)
Source: RefSeq, a predicted model, not a curated record
AUGAACACCCUCAUCGACCUCGACCCCGACCCCGCCACCGACGACCUUGCCCUCCUCUCUCACCUUCACCCCCAGUGCGGCUUCCAGUAUCGCAAUAGCCAUACGUACUGGUCGGCAAGUUGCAUCGUGGGAAAAGUCCUCGCCCCGACGUGCGGUUGCGUGGCCGGCUGGGUCGGCCCGGGAUGCCCAACGGCAGACCUCGGCCGGUCCCAGAUCGCACGGAUUCGCACGCGGCGGCCCAAACAGAUGGACCGGCGCAUAGGCCCGGGAGACGUGGAGAGCAUGAAGGAGAGAUCCGACCCCCUCGGACCGGCGGACCAGUCCUACCCGGUGGACGAAUACACGCUCGUCGUGCCCGACGAGGACUCUUUUGCCGUCGACACGGUCCGCAUGGAGCUGCUGGGCCUCAAGCCCGUCGUCGCAAUGGCAGAAGACACAGUCGCCAAUCCCGGCCCGCGGCUCUUUGACGCCACGGUGCAACUUGCCAUUGACGGCAUGUCCUGGCCACUGAGGCUCAUGUACGACGUCUCGUUUGUGACUGCCUGGCCGUGCGCGCUGCCGCCGCACCCGCUGUUCUUCGACUACGUCUACCGCGUCGUCAAGGCGGAUGAGGUGGUGCGCGUCCGGGACUGGGGGGGGCAGUACUACAAGAGUCUGAGUAACGGCUCGUCCAGCGCGCGGUCCAGUCCCGCGCCGCCGCUCUACAACAUGGGCUACGACGACGAUUUCGACUUUAUCGACGACGACGGGGACGACGAGAAGGUGCUCGUGGUGGAGGCGUACGGGGUGGCUGACAAUGAAGUGUUGGCCAGGGCCUGGUGCUCGCACUGGGGACUGAGUGCCGUGGUGGCUGAUGUACGGAAGACGUGGCCUUCACUCUCAACCUCUGGAGUUGCUGACAUUGCAAGCAGCAUGGCUUGCGCCAUUCGGGAGGCAUAUGCUGCCACCAUCACGGUGGUCAUCAUGGUUGACUCGCGGCACGAUGGGGACACGGAGGCGUGA